AUGUGUACAUGGAGCUGCUUCCUCUCCCCCUGACUGUUGCUUUGCUCAGGGACCCGCUGCGCCCAGGUAUUGAAGCUCCUGCGGCUCACCCUGAUCCCGGCAUUCCGCCCAGUGGUCCACGCCAGGCGCCGCGCCAGCCCAGCUAGCACCAGCCCCACUGCCGCAGGGGUUGCCCAGGGUGCCUACUACUGGAAGACUUGGUCGCCUGAGGGGGUGUGGUGGUGGUGGCGGUGGUGGUAGUGCGUGCGUGUAUGUGUGUGUGCGCGCGCGUGUGCGCGUGUGUGUGCAUUUCGGGUGUUUGCCUCCCACCCCCCUCACUCCACCACACACUCUCCUUUGCUUCCUCUGCCUUUCCGCCUCGGGCUCCUGCCGAGUGAACCAUGUCUGCGAGAGUGGCCCACCCUCAGGACCCUCAUCACCCAUCAGAGAAGCCUGUCAUCCAGUGCUACAAGUGUGGAGAGCCAUGCAAGGGUGAAGUGCUCCGGGUCCAAGCCAGGCAUUUCCACAUCAAAUGUUUCACCUGCAAAGUAUGUGGCUGUGACCUGGCUCAAGGAGGCUUCUUCAUAAAGAACGGAGAAUACCUCUGCACCCUGGACUACCAGCGAAUGUAUGGAACGCGCUGUAAUGGCUGUGGGGAAUUUGUGGAGGGAGAGGUGGUGACAGCUCUUGGGAAGACCUACCACCCUAACUGCUUUGCCUGUACCAUCUGCAAACGCCCGUUUCCACCUGGAGACCGAGUUACCUUCAAUGGAAGGGACUGUCUUUGUCAACUCUGUGCUCAGCCAAUGUCUUCCAGCCAUAAAGAGGUCUCAAGCUCCAGCAAUUGUGCUGGCUGUGGCAGAGACAUAAAGAAUGGGCAGGCGCUACUGGCUCUGGAUAAGCAAUGGCACCUGGGAUGUUUUAAGUGCAAAUCCUGUGGAAAAGUCCUCACUGGGGAAUACAUCAGCAAGGAUGGAGCUCCUUACUGUGAAAAGGACUAUCAGGGGCUCUUUGGUGUCAAAUGUGAAGCUUGUCACCAAUUCAUCACAGGGAAAGUUUUAGAGGCCGGUGAUAAACACUACCAUCCAAGCUGUGCGCGAUGCAGCAGGUGCAACCAAAUGUUCACAGAAGGAGAGGAAAUGUAUCUUCAAGGUUCCACCGUUUGGCAUCCAGACUGUAAGCAGUCCACUAAAACAGAGGAAAAACUCCGGCAGCUUCCAAAUAUGCCACGUUCCUCAUCUGAAUUCUUUUAUCCUAAAAGUCUGAUUCGCCGAACACGACGCUCUCCACAGUUCUUACCACCACCCUGUCUAGUGAACUUCAACAAAAACCAAAGGCAGCCAACCAGGACAUCCUCCGAAAGUAUUUAUUCCAGACCAGGGUCAAGCAUCCCUGGAUCUCCAGGUCAUACUAUCUAUGCAAAAGUUGACAAUGAGAUCCUAGAUUACAAGGAUUUAGCAGCUAUUCCCAAGGUCAAGGCAAUUUACGAUAUUGAACGUCCAGAUCUUAUUACCUAUGAGCCAUUCUACUCUUCAGGCUAUGAGGACAAACAGGAAAGACAGAGCCUUGGAGAGUCUCCAAGGACUCUGUCUCCCACACCAUCUGCAGAAGGAUACCAGGAUGUUCGGGAUCGAAUGAUCCAUCGAUCAACUAGUCAGGGCUCCAUUAACUCUCCUGUCUACAGCCGUCAUAGUUACACCCCAACAAUGUCACGUUCUCCACAGCAUUUCCACAGACCUGAGCUGCUCUCUCCUGGUGUGCAGCGGUUGUCAUACCUGCGCACUAGCAGUCUCAGCUCCACCCACAAUGACUCCCGCCCCAACUCCCCAUUCCGACACCACUUCAUUCCCCAUAUCAAAGCUUCAUUCUACAUUGGCAAUGAGCCAUCCAGCGGCCGGAACUCCCCUCUCCCUUAUCGGCCAGACAGCCGCCCUCUAACUCCAACUUACGCUCAGGCCCCUAAACAUUUCCAUGUUCCAGAUCAAGGGAUCAACAUAUACCGAAAACCACCCAUCUACAAACAACAUGAUCCAGCUGCCUUGGCAGCACAGAGCAAGUCUUCAGAGGAUAUCAUCAGGUCCUCCAAGUUCCCAGCAGCCCAUGCUCCAGACCCCAACGAGAUACCAAAGAUUGAGACGGACCACUGGCCAGGUCCCCCCUCACUUGCUGCCGUAGGAACGGAUAUGAGGCGCAGAUCAAGUGGCCGUGAGGAAGAUGAGGAGGAGCUUCAGAGACGCCGACAACUUCAAGAAGAGCAGCUAUUGAAGCUCAACUCAGGUCUGGGGCAAUUGAUACUGAAGGAAGAAAUGGAAAAGGAGACCCGGGAAAGGACUUCCCUUUCUGCCAGUCGCUAUGAUUCGCCCCUUAAUUCAUCUCCACAUGCUUCAUCUAAAACCUCCUCCCUCCCUGGUUAUGGAAGAAAUGGUCUUCACCGGCCGGUUUCUACAGAUUUUGCCCAAUACAAUAGCUAUGGUGAUGUCAGUGGUGGGGUUCGAGAUUUCCAGACCCUCCCUGAUGGCCAUGUACCUGGAAUGCGAAUGGACAGAGGAGUGUCCAUGCCUAACAUGUUGGAGCCAAAGAUUUUCCCAUAUGAAAUGCUCAUGGUGACCAACAGAGGGCGGAAUAAAAUACUAAGAGAUGUAGACAGAACCAGGCUUGAGCGACAUUUGGCACCUGAAGUGUUUCGAGAAAUAUUUGGAAUGUCAAUACAGGAGUUUGACAAGUUACCUCUAUGGAGACGCAACGACAUGAAGAAAAAAGCAAAACUCUUCUAAGUCACAUCUGCCCACCAAUUUGAAAAGUUAAUGAGGAUGCUGCAUAGGAUGUAGUAUUAUACAACAGCCACGUUUGAUUGGAGAACUUACAAACUACUUCUCCACAGCAACAACAAAAAGGGAAAAAUCUGAUUGAGGCACCCGUGAUCCUAGCAUUGGCCCACCAACAGCAACACUUGCCAAGAAGCAAUGGGGUGGAACUUUAUAUGUUCCAAAACUUGAUGGUAGUUUUCAUGUGUGACCUUUUUACAUUAUCUUCUGUACAUGAUUUGAGCCACUUUCUUAUUUUGUUUCCCUCUGUUGUCCAAAAAUACAACAGAUUGUAUUGGUCAAGCCAGAAAGUGCCCUUAAGAUGCUGAAUGGGGGAAAAAAGUAGUUAUAAUAACUCCAAAAAAUGAUUAUCCAUAUUACAGUACUGUGGUUAAGAAGAAAAAAAACACGUGUAACAUAUCCAUAUGCUAACAUUAGUCAUAUUGCACAAAUGUUUCUUAAUUGGCCUCACUUAAAACUGCCCAUUCUGUAGCUGUAGUAGAAAUCAAAGAGGCAGGCACCUGAGUAAACUCCUCCAUUGGGCUGCUUACCAGUGGAAUGAUUUUAAAUGUGUUCCUCACUCUCCGCUGCACACAUUUGCUAGGAUGUGGUUGGUGAACUUCUGUGCUUUUGUAAACAGUAUUUCUCUCUCACCACUUUUUUUUUGCUUCAGAUUACUUGGCUUAAGCUUAACCUACCCAGCAAAGGCAAGUAGCAAACCUGAACCCAGCUUGCAAAAAGAGAGGAGAGAAAGCUCUCCUUAAGAUUUACCUGGGUUACAUGCUCUUUGGGAACCCAUGCCACCAAGUUUCCCCAGGAAGCAGACUAUGUUAUGGGAAAUAAAACUUCAUGUUGUUCUGCCAAUGCAAAUGUGCUAGCCUGCCAUCUUCCAUAUAGUAUGAGACACAUUCAUUAUACAUCAUAUCAAGCUGAAGGUCAUUUCAACCAUAGGCUAAGGAAGGAUAUAUUUUUUCUCUUUCAUCUUUGCAGGUGCAGAGCAGAGAAUUUUGAAUUUACUCAAGUUGAAAAUGAGAAAGAGGAAGUUGGCUUUCUUUUGUGCCUCACACUGUUGACCUCAUGGUUUGACCUAAAAAAUUACUGAACAUAAUUUUUGAAUCAUAUGCUUCAAAAAUCUCAUUACUGCAUGAAUGCUCUAGUUUUUGAAGGACAUGUCAAUGAAAUAUACAGGGGGCAAGUCAUUUCUGUGGAAGAAUGAAUUUAUUCUACUCCCCUCUUCUGUCCCCUGGUGAAAAGUGAGGUGGGAUAUAGAGCCUUUUUACCUUAUGUUGGCACAUGGAAGCCACAAUAUAAUGAUGCACUGAUAUUACCCAUCUCUUACUUUGAGUGACACCCAAAUUCUGGCUACAGAGCAAAGAAUUAAGAUAACUUUGUAACUUGACAGAUCAAGCCAUUCCCCCUUAAUGAUGAAAGUCUUAUAACAGGAAAUAUAUAUAUACACGCACACACACACACACACACAUAUAUACACACAUAUAUAUGUAUGUAUGUAUGUUUCCUAAAAUGGGAAUCCAGGAAUCUCCUUGAAACUUAAAUAGAACUCAGUCAGACUAGCUGAUCAUCCUAUAUCACCUCACACUGAACAAGAGCCAUUCAGACUUGGCUUAUUGCCUCUGGGCUCCACUGAAACCACUGGUGCAGGAAUCAAAACAUAACUUUGAAGGUCCCUAUAGAGGCCAAAGGAGAAAGUGUUUGAGUUGAUCUACAAGAGUGCCAUUUUUGGCAAGAGAUUGGAGAUUCUACUCUACACUAUUGUUGGGAACUAUAUUAGUUAUCUGUCAUGCAGUCUAUGGUGGAAACAAAUAGAUUUGUUUUACAAAUGGGCACUGUCUGUAAGGAUACAAGGGGAAAUGCUAUGUGGGUACAACACACUUAAAUGUAUUAGGUGCUACAGUAGGGAGUAGAAUCCAUGCAGAGUGGUCUUUUUUAUUUACUAAUCUAGUUGAAGCCAUCUAAUUUUAUUGUACCUUCAGAACCGUGGAGUAAAUGUUCAAAGACCGUUCUUGCAUAUAUGUGUCGAUAUAUGUAUGUAUGUAUGUGUAUCUUAGACCUACUAAAUCACUUAACAAGUUGCUCCUGUGCUAGUCAUACUGGGUUACUUUUUUUUUAAUGAACACUUCUGCCUUCAUUUUUGUCCUUUGAAGUAUUCAAUGCUUCAUUUCCUACUGUGGUGAGAGUGUCUAUUGCUAUCCUGUCAUCUCUCUGGACUCUCCUAUGGCUGCAACCCUUGCCAAAAUCCUUUUUCAUACUUUUAUGUCUUGUGAUCUCUAGCAAAGCAAGCUGUCCAGUGUUUUGUGCCCUUUCAUAGUUCUACAAGGCUUCUUUUAGUAGGAGGGAUGUAUUUCCAAAGUUUAGCCCCUAAAAGAAAUGAGAAAACCUGCUUGGGUAAAAAUUCUAAUCCUUUGGCUCUCAAAUUGUUUUUCAUCUAAUGGGAAAAAAAAUAGUGGCUCUCAAUAACUUUAUAAUCUUAUCCAUUAUAACCUAAAAAUGUGCUUGCAAACUAGGUUAUUAUGCAUUUAAAAAAAGAAGAAGAAAAGAAAAUUAGGGUGCCUGGAAACUGUAGGCAUAGCUAAGUAAUUUUACCAAAAAUCUUAUUCUUUGGGCUAUGUAGGUAAGAUGUCAUAGAAUCAUAAAAUGAGAGAGCUGGAAAGGACCUUAGAUAACAUCUAAUCCAGGCUUUUCAUUGAAAGGUUAUAUGGCUGGUCCAAUAUCACACAACUUUUAGUGGAAGAACUAAGACAAGAACCCAAGUCACCUGAGACCUCGUGUUCUUUCUUUUGAAUGAUACUGCCAUUGUAUGGUGUUUUAUUUUAGGUAGAUCCUACAUCCAGACCUAAAAAAUCAUCUUCCAUCUCAUUCACUUGCUACUGAUAAUGUUGACCAGAGCAGGACACACAUAACCUCCCUCCCAACACUAGCACGCACACACACACACACACACACACACACCCCAAAAUUACCUGCCAAAGAACUCAAUAGCCUGACGUCUAUAGGCACGGCUGCCCUUUGACCUAGAGAGUGAAAGACUUAGAAACCUAAACCUUCAUGAUAAUAAAAUGCAUAUUUUAUUAUCUAGGAAUCUAGUAAAAUCACUAUAGGAUGGGGAAGGGGCCAGUCUGGUUUAUGCAACUGCCAAAUACAUGUGGACUUGUCAGUUUCUUUAAAAAAUCAGCCUAGCAUGCACACCUUCAAGAUACCCAGGCCACACUAUAGAAUGCUGCUGGGCCCUAUUAAAAGCAAACCCAGUAUUGUCUAUGAAACUAUUUAUGUAAUAUGUAAAUUAGGGGUAAAUAUUCACUUUACAAAAAAAGGUUUGACAUUAGAUGCAUCUAAUUGUCAACUUUCCUUGAUUCGUUUUCAAAAUAUUCUUAGAUUUUUGACCAUCUAAUUGAUAUACACCUUUUCAGGAAUGCAUCUAUUAUGCAAAGUGAGGUGUGUACUUUAGGAGUGAAUCACUAACUAAAUUGAAUGGUUCCUUUAAAUGAACUUAAGAAGGUUCAAAGUAAGACUUAGUCUUCCUUACCAAUGGUGUCCUUUAAAAUAGAUUACAGUGAUUUGAAGAGUAUUGGAAGACUGAAGCAAUAUAUUUGAUUGUUUUUUUUUAGCUUGGGACUAGUUGUGAAGUGCUCUUAAUAUUUUUUCUGCUAUGAGCUCUGUUGAAUCACCUCUUCCUCAAAGCAUCAAAGGAACAGUGCUGAAAUUGGCAAAUUAAUAAAGUGUGAGAAGAAAUUCUGUGUCCUUGAUGUUCCCUGGCCACCUUCACUCAGAAGACUAUAUGCUUCAAAUUGGUUUACUUCUGAUACAGAAGUUGUGGCCAUUCUCUUGUGACUGCUCUCACCCCUUAGGCUGGUGAGGUUGGUUAUCUUUACCAGCAAUUUAUGGCAGAUUGGCUGGUAAUGUUUAUAAAACCUUAAUCCUAUUUCAUGACACUUUGAAGCAAAUACUUUUUCUAAAGAAUUGCUUCUCUUGGAUACAGUUAAGCUUUUGCAAGUUUGAAAAAUUCAAGUCACUUUUGAUUAGAUAGAUCUUUCUAAAAUCUGUUUGAGACAACACCUUAGCAUCAUUUAAAAUAGGAGAAUGGCAGGCAACUCUUCCAGGCUGUAUGCUUUUGUACAUUUUCCUUAUCAGCAAGAAGGAUGCUGAAAGGAAAAUGAGUUUCAUGUCACCAACCUAUCUGCCCUUUGUGGGAACUAUGUCUAGAGCAAAUUCAGUUUUACAGAUUACCUACUCUUUCUCAUCAGUGCUUGUUUACUCUGUACUCAAUUGCUUUUCCUAUGUAUUUGAUGCCGGGAUAUUGCCUUUGCUCAGUUUCUUCCCAUAUAUUAAAAAAAAAAAGCCACAAUGUAAUUCUUUCUAUGGAAAUGGACAUUUUAUUUUAAAGAACCAGAUGCUUCUUACUGCUGUGAAACUGCCAGUGUCCCCUUACAAAAUCAUUUCUAAUAUAGUAAUAAAAAUAGUUUUUAUGAUUUCUAAUACAGAGAAAAAUUAUUUUGGUCAGAAUAAUUCUGCCCACAAUAAGAGUUACUGAAUAUCUUGCAGUGAAAGAUCAUUUGAGGGGGAGAAGGUACAAAGGCAAUCAUUGCUUUUUCAGAUGCUGUCGAGGAGGCAAUGGGUAGAACCAAGAGUCUUUCCUUACUGUAGUUUGGAUUUUAACCUGUCCCAGUUUGAUUUAUGAUUAAACUUGGCAAACAGAUUUAGGUGGAAACAUUCUCUGAAAUAACUGAUAUGUGCAGUUCUAAAUUCAACUCAAAUGCUUAUUUUAAGACACUUCAGGUCUUUGGGAAUUAUAGUUACCAUUAGACAGCAUUCUUCCCUGACGUGUCUCCCAGAACUGUUAGUGAACCAUGGUUAUCUGUUUUAAAAGCCGACAUUCAAAAUGAUUGCAAUCCCUCUAAUCAUUACAAUUUUUAUUUCACUCCAGGAAGUAAGACAAGAGGAUAUACUUAAACAUUGUUCUACCCAUGAAAAUAAGCUUGCUAUUCUUAACAUAAAUGUCCAGUAAUGUGUGUGAUUUCUGUGAGUUGCUGACAAAUCUGUGCAUGAGAGCCCUUAAAAUCACUUCUACUUUGGUUUUCUUUUUUUAAAAAGAUUAAAGGAAUUUUUCUUCCUAUCCCCUCUUCUUGCUUCCAAAAAAUAUUCAAACAAGUAUUUGGAAGACUUCCUUUAGGAAAAGAAAAAAGAAAGAAAUGUGUGUUGUGUCUCUUGUGAAAGUGAAUUGUCUGUCUGCCCACUGAGUACUCAACGCUUGUAUGCAGAGUGAAGAGUCGGCCUGCCAUUCUCUGGGUUGCUGUUCUGUACAAUUAAUGAUCUUCUUUUCCUGUUGCAAGCAGCACAUAUUGCACUCCUAUGCCACUAUAAUCUGCAUCACUGUUGUACUCAGAACAAGUCAAUGAAUAAAGUUUUGUGCUUUAUUCUUAAA
Molecule: messenger RNA, 8220 nt
Organism: Trichosurus vulpecula (common brushtail)
Lineage: Eukaryota; Metazoa; Chordata; Mammalia; Diprotodontia; Phalangeridae
Gene: ABLIM1
Product: actin binding LIM protein 1
Exons: 27
Coding region: 381-2753 (790 amino acids)
Biological process (GO): cytoskeleton organization; cilium assembly; lamellipodium assembly
Cellular component (GO): actin cytoskeleton; stress fiber
Molecular function (GO): actin filament binding
Source: RefSeq, a predicted model, not a curated record